This is a messenger RNA of Pomacea canaliculata, 1093 nucleotides long. RefSeq names its product mediator of RNA polymerase II transcription subunit 21-like. NCBI's taxonomy places the organism in Eukaryota, Metazoa, Mollusca, Gastropoda, Architaenioglossa, Ampullariidae. Gene Ontology annotation, biological process: regulation of transcription by RNA polymerase II. Gene Ontology annotation, molecular function: transcription coregulator activity. The transcript is spliced from 5 exons. Gene Ontology annotation, cellular component: mediator complex. The record is from RefSeq and is a predicted model, not a curated record. Bases 85 to 510 code for a protein of 141 amino acids.
UUGAAAGUUGCUUGGUCUGAAAAAAAAUUUUUUGCGGCCCUAUGCUGCUCAACGGAGCAAAAAGGAAUAAACUAAACUCUCAAAAUGGCCGACAGAUUAACGCAGUUACAGGACGCUGUGAACCAACAAGCAGAGAAUUUCUGCAACAGUAUUGGUAUUCUACAACAGUAUGCCACCCCAAGUCCUUUUCCUGGGUUUGAAAAACCAGGUGGAAAACCAGCUGUUCAAGAACCAUCAGAAGAUUAUGCUGCCUUGUUUGCAAAACUUGUUGCGAGGACGGCUAAAGAUAUUGAUGUCUUGAUUGAUUCACUUCCAAGUGAGGAGUCAUCUUUAGAUCUACAGCUGCAAAGCCUACAGAGAUUGGAGCAAGAGAAUCAAGAGUCAGCACAAAAAUUGAAAGAAGUUGUAUGCAAAGGGGAAGAGCUUAUGGCACAGAUUCAGCAAGCACUUCAAGACAUUGCUCAGGCCCAGCUGCAGAGUCAAGCCUUGGAAAGCUCCAUUUCAUCUUAGUACACAUUUGUCACAAUUGUCAUAAAGGCACAGUUGCAGUUAUUGUUAUCAAGUGUCAAGGAGAAAUUGGUGAGGAAGAAAGGGUAACCAUUUCAUCUGUUGGGGAACAACGCCAGGAUAUUCUGUCUCUGUCUCCGGGCUUGCAGUCACAUUUAGACAGUGAAGAGUACCAUGUCAAGCCAGGAAAAUGCUGCCUGUAUCGAAUGUAUUGUGUGACUUUAUUAGGAGAUUGGAGAGGAGACCUUGUACAGAAGAAAGUUUUCUGCCUUUAGGAAAUUAUUUAAAAUAUCUACAUGAGCAGAAAGUAAUCGUGCGGACAUGUGCAAAACAUAUUGGCAGGACUUUUAAACCAAGUGUGUUCUGUCAUCUUUGUAAAUAAGUUUGUAGCUGCAUUUAGCUGCAUUUAAUGUAUUGAAUAUUCAUGGGCAAAUAUUUGAUUCUUUAUAUGUUCUCACUUGGCCUGAAAAGAUCUCCAACAGCAGCCUGUGGAAAAGAACCAACCAGAAUGCCACUAGCCAAGACACCAAAAAGCGCAAAUGGGGCUGGAUAGGACACACCCUGCGCAAACCAGCUGACACCAUUG